This is a messenger RNA of Cercospora beticola, 1802 nucleotides long. Its product is annotated as DUF2985 domain-containing protein. NCBI's taxonomy places the organism in Eukaryota, Fungi, Ascomycota, Dothideomycetes, Mycosphaerellales, Mycosphaerellaceae. The record is from RefSeq and is a predicted model, not a curated record.
AUGCUUCCUUCCUGACCAGCAACGAAUAAGUAUGGACUGCAAAUUUUGGUAAUGAACGUCUUCAGCACACUCAACGUUUGACCGGACACAGCACAGUCUUCAUCGGCAUUGUAUUGGCCCGUCGAUCGCAUUCAAUUAUUGGCACCGAGGGAGCAACCUUGGCCAAGGUCAUCGAACGCUUGAGCCUCAACCCGGCGCGUUGCACGUUUCUAUUACUCCGGCCAACAUUCUAUCGCAUCCAUUGAACUGCAGGGAUGGCCGCUCCGGCUUCGAACGCGCCGAAUGCAGGCAACACGGCGUCCGGACGACGAAGACGAGGGACAUCAGUGUCGAGCGUAGCGCAAAGCGUCGUGUCCGCGACGGAACGAGUUCUCGAUAGCGAUCUCCCACCAGGCUUUCUCGCGGCGACCGCAGAAGCUACGAGCAAGGCGCCAACGAUUGGAGAGAUCAGAAGUGGAGCGCUCGCACAACCCGAUACAGUGACACGAAGCAGAAGUGUGAGCAACAGCAGAAGACAUGCGAGGCUGUCGCGGGGAUCAAGAGACUCUACAAGACCGACUCAAGAGCAUGAGCAACAUGCGUCGUCGCCAGGGCUAGAGCCUUUUCCGCCUUUGGCUGAAGAGCCGACGAAAGUCAGUUCAAUUGAGAAGCCGGGCCUCUUGGAACGAGAAGAGACGCGAGAAGAGACGCCCUCUAUCUCGAUCAAGAAGCAGGAAUCUAUCGCGCCUCUGAGCCACGCAGACAGAGCUCGGUCAUCGGGAUACAUCCCGCCUCAGAAAUUACCGUGGACGACUUCUACAGCGAACGCUCUCGUGGCAUUCUGGAAAUGGUUCAUCACCCCAUUCGGCUUCCUUGUGACGCUCUAUGGGCUCAAUGUUGUAGCGUGGGGAGGAAUGCUCUUUCUCUUGCUUUGCAAUGCUAGUCCAGCAAUGUGCUACGCUCCAGAUCCGAAAAAUCCUGGACAAAAGUAUUUCAACUGCAACGACAUCGAUAGUCCACGCCGAAAAUGGAUCGAAUGGGACAGCCAGAUUCUCAACGCGCUCUUCUGCGUCACAGGUUUCGGACUGGCACCUUGGAGAUUUCGAGAUCUGUGGUAUCUUAUGAAAUAUAGAUUUACGAGCGAGAAGAAACAUGGCUUGGAAAAGAAAAUGUAUGGUCUGCGAAAGCUGGGUGCGUAUUACAGAGGGUGGUUCCGGCUCCCGGGACAGACAACGCUGGAUCAAAUGACAAGCCAGGAAUACAUCCGAUCACUCGCGGCAUCUUCCCCGGACAGCUUGGAGGCAGCAAUGUCCACGAAUCCGGCAUUCGACCCACGACUCCCUAUCCCGGCAGUGAAAGCGCCUGCACCACCCUUGACCGGCGUGCGAGCGCCAGAUACAAAACUGUGGAAAGUUGACUUCUUCAUCUGGAUGCAAGUUUGGAACACAUUCUUUCAAUGCUGCCUGUGUGGUUUCAUGUGGGGAAUGAACCGAUAUGACCGUCCAUCCUGGAGUACGGGCCUUUUUGUUGCCUUGGCGUGUGGUGUUGCGGGAAUCGGCGGGCUUGUGAGCUUUCUUGAAGGAAAAGCAGUGAAACGAGUGGAAGGCCAGGCUCCUACCGGUGUAGCAGGGCAGACCGACGAAGAGGUGGACCUGACUGUUCAGAGAAUAGUGACUGGGAGCGAGGCCGUUGAGCCGAAGAUGGCUAAAUAAUUUGAUCUUCAGGCUGUAAUGAGAAGCGAUGACAUUGGGCUACGAUAUAUAUCUGUGUACAGAACUCACCUUGGGUUGAGGAAGACGACAGAAAUGUCAAUAUAUUGAUUC